Molecule: messenger RNA, 1548 nt
Organism: Habropoda laboriosa
Lineage: Eukaryota; Metazoa; Arthropoda; Insecta; Hymenoptera; Apidae
Product: INO80 complex subunit D
Exons: 2
Coding region: 1-1548 (515 amino acids)
Cellular component (GO): nucleus
Source: RefSeq, a predicted model, not a curated record
AUGAAGGUCCCUAUAUCCGAAAACUCAAACAUGGACAAUAAAUUGAAGUUUUCGGAUCGCUUGAAGGCUUUGCUGAAAACUGAGGCUCGUCAAGAUGUCGAUCCAUAUAUUUUCAGUGAACCAGAGCCAUUUACUACAGCAGCAGGAAGAAAUGUUACAGUAGUGUCAUCUAAGAAUCCUAAAGUAAUGCAAAAUUGUAAAAAUAGUAAGACUAAAGGAAAAUGUAUGAAACAAAGAAUAAGGAUAACAUCCGUACCAGAUGCGGAAUUCAAAGCUGUACAAGAUCGUGCUGUAGAAUUAGACGCUGACAGUAGUGUUGGUGGUGGUGGCAGUGGUAGUGGUGAUGGUGAACAUAUAGAUUAUAAAUUUGCAAAAGCAAUUCAACAUAAACAACGUCAUAUUGAGAAUUUACAAAGAUUAAGAUGUAGAAGGCAAAGUCGGGACCACACUCUAUUGUAUUAUCCUAGAGCUGGAGAUGAAAUAUCAGAUAGUGAUUCUAGUGGAGAUGAAAUGACAAUUUAUCAACAUUAUUGGUUUUCUGGAGAAAGCAGUUCAGCAUUAAAUCGUUCUGCACGUCUUUCUCAAUUGCGUUCUCAAUUGAGAAGAAGAUUACUUCAAUUACAUAAAGGUGGGACAGACUCAGAAAUUUUGUUACGUGAUAGAGCUAGAUUUUUGUUGGAAGCUGCUUAUAAAGAUCCUGCAUCUACUGCAAGAGCUUUAGGUGGUUCUCCAGGUACAAGCAAAGUGGUAGAUGGACCACUUUUAGUUGGUGGACUUUGUGGAGCUGAAGGGUGUCAACAGAUAUCUUUGCCCUGCACCCAUCAUUGUUCUCGUCACAUAAUGUUGAAUGGAGAUCAACUUUUAUUUGAACAUUGCACUGCCAAAUUUAGUGAUAAUACACAAUGUUGUAUUCCUGUGUUUGAUGUUGCACAUGAAUUACCUCUUUGUCCAGAACAUGCAAGGAAAAGGGAUAAUUAUCAUCGUAAAGCCCAAGAGUCUAAACCAAAGAAAGCUCGUAAAAAACCAGCAUCUCCCACAAUUCCCAGGCCUAAACCAAAAUCCAGGCCAAAGAAACGAAAGCGGCCUCCUGCAAAUAAACUUGAAACUAAAGGUCCUACUCUAGUACAUGAAGAGAGUCAAUAUUUGAAUCAAAUAAACUCUAGUGAAAAUCAGACAAAAACUUUGAAUAAUUUGAAUACUGUAGCACAAGGAAGUUCAAAUUCUUCUAAUUUAAAUCUAGGAUUAGGACUUGGUCUUGGAGGAGGACUUAAAGUAGAUUUGGGAGAUCAUGAAGUGUUUCCUUCUCUAGAUCCUGCAGAACAUGAUUUUGGCAAUGUGCUCAACAACUUACCUGCUGAUGCUUUUAAUGAUUUGUUCAUUGAAGGCAGAAAUGGCGAAUAUGAACCAUCAAGAGAAGAAGAAGAAGAAUUAGAACGAGCAUUGGAGGCAGUAGAUAAGGAUGUACGUAAUUUGGAAAGAAUGGGGCAAACACAUGGACUCUUAGAGCCUGCCUUAUUGGCUCAACUUAUGUCAGACAUUGCUUCGUAG